AUGAGUGUGAUUCAAGACCUUCAAUUAUCAGAAAGCACUGUUUUAAGGAGAGUAGAAGCAAUUCCUGAUGGCAUGCAAUCUCAACAUGUGGAUGGUUUUUCUCUCCAAUUUAAUGAGUCCACGGAUAUUUCCGAUACGUCGUGGUUAGCUGUUAUGAUAAGAAUGGUAUUUAAUGACUUUUCUGUUAAAGAAGAAUUAUUAAAAAUUCUGCCAUUGAGAACGCGAGGAGAGGACAUUUACAAUGUUUUUAAGAUGUUUGCAGCAGAAAUUGGUUUGCCGCUUAAAAACCUAUUGGUAAUUAUUAUAGACAAAGCAACUGCCAUGACAGGAAGAACCAACGGCUUUGUCACUUUGUGCAAGAAAGACGAGUGUUUUCCAAACUUCAUGUCUUAUCACUGCAUCAUUCAUCAAGAAGGAUUGUGCACAAAGAUACUUCCAUUUUAA
Molecule: messenger RNA, 444 nt
Organism: Stegodyphus dumicola
Lineage: Eukaryota; Metazoa; Arthropoda; Arachnida; Araneae; Eresidae
Product: protein FAM200B-like
Source: RefSeq, a predicted model, not a curated record